Messenger RNA from Ipomoea triloba (trilobed morning glory), 638 nucleotides. RefSeq names its product EG45-like domain containing protein 2. The transcript has 3 exons. Bases 44 to 448 code for a protein of 134 amino acids. The record is from RefSeq and is a predicted model, not a curated record. Lineage: Eukaryota; Viridiplantae; Streptophyta; Magnoliopsida; Solanales; Convolvulaceae.
UCAUCUCAUCUUUUAAAAUUAUUUGCCACCUCUUACGUAAAUCAUGGCAAUUAGAUUCAUAGGAAUGACGUUGUUUUUAGCUCUAAGUUUACUUCUUCUAGAAACCAUUGUAGUCCUCGGAGAUAUAGGCACAGCCACGUCUUACAAUCCCCCCUACACACCUACAAGAUGCAAUGGUAAUCGACAAGACCAAUUUCCUGCCGGAAACCUGUUCGUGUCCGUGAGUGAAGGCCUGUGGGAUAACGGUGCCGCUUGCGGCCGGCGUUAUAGGCUGAGUUGUUUGAGUGGUAACAACAGACCGUGCAAGGGAGAUACUAUUGACGUUAAGGUGGUGGAUUUUUGUGCCAAGAGGCCUUGCCCAUCAACUAUUGUAUUAUCUAAAGAUGCCUUUGCACAAAUCUCACAUUCUCCUCACGCCAAAAUCAACAUUGAAUAUAUCCAGAUAUAAGAAGCUGAGAGAACAAAUAUGUUGGAGUAUACGUGUCACUAAAUUAUAUACUCAUGGCCGAGCUAGUAACAUUACAUUCUCUUUCAAAAUUUACUUCUUUAAUAUUGAUCACCUAGCAUUGUUUGAUUAAAUAUUUGUAUAUACAUUUUUAAUUCUUAAGUGAAUUUAUUUUUUAACUCAUGGUGAGAUA